AGUACAGAUGAAUCGUGGAGAGAAGGAAAAGUGACAUGGGAACCGGAAAUUGGAGAGUUACUUUAUAUUGCGCCAAAAGUGCGGUACGUAAGAGAAUUCCACGAUUACUACGCAUCUUUAUCCACAAAAAACAUCACAGAACACCUCCAUUUGAAAGAGUUCAGGCAACGUUAUAUUCAAUUUUUCAAUUCCAUGGCCGGCAGUAACGAAACAUCCGACGAUAUAUAUGAAAAAACUAACAAGAACAGUACUCGGGUCUUGAACGUUAUGAAAUCUGUUUUUAUAUCGGCACACAAUGUACCCUAUGAACAUCCACAUCUGGAACACCCGAUUGAAUUUUUUGGUGAAAAACUAAAGUUUGAUGGGUGGAGGUUACCAAAUGGUGAAAUAUUCGAAGUGCACAAAUAUCAAGAAAAAAGCAAUGCAGCAUAUCAUAAUUUCAUCAAAAUCGCAGAAUAUUUGAAAGAUGACUGGUCAUACAUACAGACGGACGACGGAGCAUAUUGGAUUGAUAUAUCUUUCAGUGAUUACCCAAACGUGUCAUUACUGGACAUAGACAGGGAAAAUUUUCGAUAUUCAACAGUUCAAGUGAAAUCUCACUGCAGUGAACCAUGUUCGCCAGGAUACAUCAAGAAUUAUUUUGGAAAGGAUCGAUGUUGUUGGACUUGUACUCCAUGCCAUGUAUUGGAAAUAACGGACGAAGAACAGACCUCCUGCAUUAAAUGCGAAGUUGAUGAAAUGCCAGAUGAAACCCGAAAUAAAACUCAGUGCGUUUCUAUAUCAACUCGCAUUAAAGAACCAAUCAAAUGGGGGCAGAAUUUGAUGUGCAUGUGUUUUUCUUCAUCAUCCAUUAUACUGACGAUUAUCGUAUCGAUUAUAUUCAUCAAGCAACGAAACACUCCCGUGGUCAAGUCAACAACGAAAGAACUGUGUUAUGUCAUGUUUGCUGGAAUUACGUUGGCCAAUAUCGCCAUUUUCAUCUCAGUCUUGAGCCGGGAAUUCAAAACACCAGCGACGAAAGUCCUGCCAGCGACUGGUUUCACGAUGAUAUACGCCGCUUUAUUGAUGAAAACAAUUCGAGUAGCGCGCAUCUUGCCCAAAUCCGAGAAUUCUUUUCCCAGCAUAAAUCCAAAAUUCGUUUCCAUAACGGCUCAGAUCAUAACAGCCGUCGCGUUAAUCGGACUAGAGUCAUUGAUUUGCUGGCAUGCGGUACGAACCAACGACACGAAUCUGAACACUGAGAAAGAUGCUUUAAAUUACGUAAUGAGAACGUAUUAUUUGAAUGGAUUUUUUCUAAUGAAAAUAUUUGGUUUCGUUGGAGUGCUAAUUUUAUUCUGCAUGUAUUUUGCGGUCAAAACGCGAAAUCUACCAGGAAAUUACAAUGAAACCAAGCACAUUGCGCUUUCAAUGUUCACAACGAUAGUAAUAGCAAUUUUUUUCUGUUUCAUGUACCUCAUCAGUGAGCAUAAAAUAUUGUUGGUAAAUUUAGCCAUUUCGAUCAAUUCGCUGUCAGUUCUGGUGUUCUUGUUCUUACCAAAAUUGAACAUAAUUUUACGAAGACCAGAACGAAACACAAAAGCCUAUUAUGCAGCCAUGGUACCUAAUAUUCGCAAGCAUGUCAGAGAAAAACCUCAUCAGCAGCAGCAAUAAAAUAUUGAAUCAACGUAACAACAGACCUUCCAAACACAAAUCCACACAUCAUGAUGUCUAUUUAUGCAGAAAACUUACCUGCACACCGAUUUCUGCCCAGACUUCGAUAAAAUAGUAGGUACGUAGUUACCUAGUCAUCUUUCAGUACUCACCUGCAACAAAAAUACAUAAAAUCAUUUGUUAACUGAAUAUCAACCAUAAUUAUUAUUCCAAAGUUGUAAUGUAGGUAUGUAUAUUUUUACAUAUUAUGUAUUUUUAUCAUAGAAAUUGUUUGUAAUAGAAAUCACAGAUGUUUUAAUUCACCAUAAACCAGUGCUUCAAUUAGAUAUGUAACUACUCGUAUUUAUUGG
Planococcus citri (citrus mealybug) is the source of this 2000-nucleotide messenger RNA. RefSeq names its product metabotropic glutamate receptor 5-like. Gene Ontology annotation, biological process: regulation of synaptic transmission, glutamatergic; G protein-coupled glutamate receptor signaling pathway. Gene Ontology annotation, cellular component: plasma membrane; postsynaptic density membrane. Gene Ontology annotation, molecular function: adenylate cyclase inhibiting G protein-coupled glutamate receptor activity; G protein-coupled receptor activity involved in regulation of postsynaptic membrane potential. NCBI's taxonomy places the organism in Eukaryota, Metazoa, Arthropoda, Insecta, Hemiptera, Pseudococcidae. The record is from RefSeq and is a predicted model, not a curated record. The coding region runs from base 193 to 1650 and encodes 485 amino acids. The transcript has 9 exons.